Messenger RNA from Mya arenaria, 1639 nucleotides. RefSeq names its product 39S ribosomal protein L13, mitochondrial-like. Gene Ontology annotation, cellular component: ribosome; mitochondrial large ribosomal subunit. NCBI's taxonomy places the organism in Eukaryota, Metazoa, Mollusca, Bivalvia, Myida, Myidae. Gene Ontology annotation, biological process: negative regulation of translation; translation. The transcript has 7 exons. The coding region runs from base 120 to 725 and encodes 201 amino acids. Gene Ontology annotation, molecular function: structural constituent of ribosome; mRNA binding. The record is from RefSeq and is a predicted model, not a curated record.
UGUGCACCGUGUUGAAUGUCAAAUUCACAUGUUGCGUUCGAUUUGUAUUUUUGUCGAAAUGAAGAGUGAGAUACCCACGUAAAAAUAUAUCUGAUAUAGGACUAAUAGUGCUGAAUAGAAUGAGCCGAAACAGAGUUCUGCAAUGGGGUUGCAUGAGUAGAAACUGGUGGCUGUAUGAUGCAAAGUAUCAGUGUCCAUUCAGAUCAGCAGAAAAGCUGUGCAUGUAUUUGGAGGGAAGACACAAACCACUAUAUCAUCCUUUGUCGGAUGUCGGGGACCAUGUUGUUGUGAUCAACACGCAACAUAUAGCGAUGGUGGAUGAUAUGUGGCGUAAACACCACUUUGAACUUGACACCAGAUUUGCUGGAGGAAAAUCAAGAACAACCUCCUGGCUGUUACAUGAAGCAGACCCUACAAAGGUGUUGUACAAGACAGUAUUCAAAGCCGGGCCGAAAAACCUUCUGAGGCCAAACAUGAUGAAGAGACUGCAUUUGUUCCCAGAUGAACAUGUUCCUGAUGAAAUCAUGGAAAACGUGUCGGACGUCAUUCGUCAGAUUCAGGUCGUUCCUAAAACCCUUGACUCAUUCUCCGAAGAAGAAGUUAAAUCCUUCCCCAAACUCUUUGACUGGCCUAAAGACCAUAUAAUGUUCAAGAGAAGACCGCUGGAAGACGUUGUGAAGGAACAAGAAAAGCUGAAUCCUCAGAAAAGUGCAAAGAAAAAGUGAACCUGACUUAUGGCCGGUCCUUGUCAUUAUGUGAACAGUGUCUGUGUUUAUUUUCAAGUCACAGGACAGCGAAUUUAAAAAAAUAUUGAUUGAAGAAUAUUUUAAUUUAAAGGGACUCAACUCAAGUUUUAUAGGGUCAGACAUCGAAAGUUAAAUUUAGUGUGAAGGGUGAACAAAAUUCUUGAAACAAAACAUCAUGAGAAAUGUAAAUAAGAGCUGUAUUAUUGAUUUUUUUUUUUAAAUUUGACAAAAAAUACUCAUUUUAGCCUGAAAGUGUAAGCUGAAAAUAUAUGUUGCCGAAAAGUGUUUCAACUUAGUGGAAUAUUGAUUUUUGCUGAAAAGAGUUAGUUGAAAAAUGAUUAUUGCCGGUUAGUGUAUGUUGAAAAUUGUUUUUUGCCAAAGAGCAUUAGUUGAACAUUGAAUUUUGCUGAAAACUGUGAGUUGAAAAUUGAAUGAAAUUAGGGAUUGAUUGAGAAACUUCUGUUUAAAUAAUGGUUUGUCAGUUGCUGUCUGGUGUUGUUCAUAAAAGUAAAAUGAAAUCAUUUGAUCAAAGUUUGAAAAAAAAUGCUGACGGCAUAAAAUCUGUGAGUAAGUCCCUUUCCUAAAGGCACCACUGUUUGUGAAACAUGUAUAGUGACAAUGCUGGAUUUUGAUUAUGAACUUUUAAUGUGUUCAGUGAUAAAUCAUGUCAAUUUGUGAAAAUGGUGUUAUGUGUUUUUAUGGACGUAAACAAGACAGAAGUAUUUUGAAAUGAUUACUGUUUUGAAAUAAUUGUUUCCUGUGUAAUUACAUGCAUAAAACGAAAGAGAAUAAAAGUAUGAAAUAAAUGUAUUGUUUUUUAGUAUGAUCACAUUUUAUUAUGCAUUUUUGGAUUUAGCUUAAACAUGAUUGGACGAUUUGUUCCAGUCAAUGUU